UACUUCAUGGCUAUGAGGGAAGGGAAGCAGUAGGAUUAAGCAGGCGGAAGAGAGAGGAGGGAGUUAAAAUAUUGCAAUUCAAAUUCAUGCUUCUGAGGUUUUUCUCCUGCCUUGUCAGAGCAAUGGCAGGACCAAGACCGGUGGUGUUGAGCGGGCCUUCCGGAGCGGGGAAGAGCACUCUGCUCAAGAGGCUUCUCAAGGAGUACGAAGGGGUGUUUGGCUUCAGCGUCUCUCACACGACAAGGAACCCAAGACCUGGAGAAGAGAAUGGCAAGGGCUUGCACUGUCUCCCUUUGUAUCUUGAGGCGACAACAUUAUUGCCCCUAGCAGACAUCCUGCCUCCGGCUAGAGAUUACCAUUUUGUGACCAAAGAGGUGAUGCAGCAGGGAAUAGGUGCAGGUGAUUUCAUUGAGAAUGCAGAAUUCUCUGGAAACAUGUAUGGAACAAGCAAGGCAUCAGUGCAGGACGUGCAGGCCAAGAACCUGAUCUGUAUUCUGGACGUCGACAUGCAGGGGGUGAAGAACAUCAAGAAAACCGACCUGAACCCCAUCUAUAUCUCCGUGCAGCCACCCUCCGUUGAAAUUCUUGAAAAGAGGCUGCGGGACAGGCAAACAGAAACUGAAGAAAGUUUACAGAAGCGACUUGAUGCGGCGAGAACUGACAUGGAGAUCAGUAACGAGCCUGGUCUAUUCGAUAUUGUAAUUAUAAAUGAUGAUUUGGAAGAGGCAUAUGGAAAAUUAAAAUCUGUUCUCAUUGAGGAAAUUGAGAAGGUCCAGGAAUCCAAUAAGUCCUAACACAGAGAACCUGAGACGGCUACCUUGCAGGCCAUUCCUGACAAACGGAUAACCAGCCUUCCAUUCCAGUAUUUAACAUCUCCAUAGGAGCUUUCCCUUCCUUCAGCCAGCCGGUCUGUACUGACCAAAACAAAGACCACUAAUAAUAAUAUUAUAAUUACCUCUCAAUUUAACAUAGGAACUUACAAAUAUUUUAUGAUGUGUUUGUGCAUUUUGAAGGUUUAUUUAUCCUUUUUUUAUUAUUAUUUCUAGGGUUAUAUUUACUAUACAUUUAUUUAGCAGCCCUUCUUGUCUACUGCUGUGCUUGGGUUGCUAAAAAAAAUGUGAGGUGCUUUUUUUUUGUUUUUGUUUUGUUUUUUGUUUUUUUUAAGAGAAUUAGUACUGGUUUUCCUGUAACGUGUACUCAGCAGCCACAAGACACCAGCUUGAAUAGUUACUUUGUGAUUUAAGUACUCCAUUGUUUGGGUGUAUUUAUAACACAAGAUAAUCCACAACUGUGGUUGUGGGCUUUUUAGUAAAAAAAAAAAAA
Messenger RNA from Polyodon spathula (Mississippi paddlefish), 1323 nucleotides. RefSeq names its product guanylate kinase 1a (gene guk1a). The transcript is spliced from 9 exons. Bases 87 to 794 code for a protein of 235 amino acids. NCBI's taxonomy places the organism in Eukaryota, Metazoa, Chordata, Actinopteri, Acipenseriformes, Polyodontidae. The record is from RefSeq and is a predicted model, not a curated record. Gene Ontology annotation, cellular component: cytosol. Gene Ontology annotation, biological process: purine nucleotide metabolic process. Gene Ontology annotation, molecular function: GMP kinase activity.